This is a messenger RNA of Exophiala aquamarina CBS 119918, 1794 nucleotides long. RefSeq lists its product as uncharacterized. The transcript has 5 exons. The coding region runs from base 1 to 1794 and encodes 597 amino acids. The record is from RefSeq and is a predicted model, not a curated record. Gene Ontology annotation, biological process: DNA-templated transcription; positive regulation of transcription by RNA polymerase II. NCBI's taxonomy places the organism in Eukaryota, Fungi, Ascomycota, Eurotiomycetes, Chaetothyriales, Herpotrichiellaceae. Gene Ontology annotation, molecular function: sequence-specific DNA binding; zinc ion binding; DNA-binding transcription factor activity, RNA polymerase II-specific.
AUGGGCCAUUCAAGCGUCUAUGGACUUAUCAGAGGUCGGGUAGACUGCAUACCGGCCACAGUGGACGCCGUCGAUAUCUAUGAGGUUUCUUAUGUGAAAUCUCUCCAGCAGCGUGUUGCAGAAUUGGAAGCGAGAUUCGAAUCACAGAAUCCAGAAGUCACACCGACCUUCAUUGUCGAGGGAGAGCAACAGCAGUCGUCAUAUUUCAUUGGGGACGAUCUGCAGCCUAUGGAUCCGAUGCAUUGGCAGUGCUCGUUCUAUCCACCAACCAACCAACCCCCUCGACCACGUGAUGUUUUUGAGCAGCCGUUUCUCGACUCGAGCGGCAUCGAUCUACUUGCUGCCCAUAACUCAGCAGAUGUGAUAGGGCCACUAGAAGAUUCCAUUCCUCCACACGAUCAGGACUGUUUUGGCUUGGAUCCAGCGAUUCAAACCCUGCACAAGAAUGUCCAAACUCUUCAACAAUUAUCAAUCUCAAACCUCGAUGCUGCUCGUUUUUUGCACACAUAUUUUGAUCUGAUACAUCCAAGAUACCCUUUCUUAGAUGUUGACGAGUGCGGUAAUGCCUACUUGUACUACAAGGGGAUGUUAGUUGUUACGGAUGAAAUGCAAGUGUCCUGGUAUUCGUUCCUUUUGACCCUACUGUGUGCAAUUGGGUCGACAAUAAGCCACUCUACCAAUAGUUCAAGGCUAUCUAAGCAGCAUGGAUUGUUAUUGGCACGAGUCCAAGAUGAGCGUGGUGUCAUCUCCAACCACCAUGCUUCGCCACUUGUUCGGUUGAAGGCGAUGCUGCUACAUGUGAUCUUAGCUUUGCAUGGAGAGAACACAUCUCGUCUUGUGCAUCUUAGCGGUGUGACAAUGCGCUUUGCAACGUUGCAUGGAUUUCAUCGCCUUACUGCAUCGGAACCAAGUGAAGAAAAUAAUGCAAAGACCAAAGCAUGGUCAUGUAUCUACGCGCUCGAUCGGAUGAUAAGUGGCACCCUCCGGAUCCCUGUAUGUAUCGCGGAAUCCUUUAUCACGAGUCCCUGCUACCUAGACUGUUCUCCAUACUUAUGCUCUAUGCCGUGGCUCUCUGACUACCCAAGCCACGGCAGCGUCGAUCAAGUCCUUCUUGAGAAGACUUUCACUCAUAUGCUUCGCAUCCGUACGAUACAGUCGAAAGUCAUGUGUACCGCACCCACGUUAACUCUGGAUGAGGCUGAGCUUUUCAUCGCGAACAUGGAAGAGGAGAUUAACGAGUGGUCGGAUCAUAGCCAGAUAUUCACGCACAUUGACCCAGAAAAUGUGGGCUACCUGAGCUCUUUCUGGCUGCAGUAUAUGGCAUGUGUGGGCAGGGUGGUUCUCUACAGUUCAUUUGGCGAGAAAGACUACGAAAUGCCCCGAGCGGCACGGCUUCUGAAGGCUUGCUGCGACACAUGCACCGCAUUCCGAACUGUUCAAAAGGGGAAACAAUUGGUCAGAUCCUGGAUCGAUAUGGUUUUCGAUUUUCAAGCUGGCAUCACCAUUCUCUACCUCAAGUGGCGAGGUAGUGACCUGGGUCUAAGACAAGAUAUUGAUCGUGGUAUCCGCAGCUGUACGUCAACCCUUGCUAUCCUCGCAGAAGGUGCACCCAAUGUCGAGGUAUUCAGGGACUGCUUUGAUGCACUCGCUACCUUCGUAGGGAGGAGCGAUUCGGAUGACGAUCUCUCUGGUGAUGCCUCCGAAGACCUCAGGAUCUAUUGUCGGAAAGUGAUCGCUUUAGGCGUCGCGCCGUACAUUGCAACUAUGCUGCUGGAGAUGAGUAAUGCAGCUUGA